UAAAGCCAGUAGGCUUGUUUGCGUGGAGAGUUGCCUAGGGAAACAGAACACUUGAGAGCCUCCUCUUUGCCCUCUCCAGCCUCCUCUUUGGUGCUGAAGUCACAACCACCAGAAGUCCUCUUUCCCCCACUCCUCCCUCUCUCCUUCCGCGCGGGGAGCCCAGAGCGCAGAGGGCUGAGAAUGAGGCGGUAGUGGAGGAAGCAGAAAUGGCCUCGGACCCCUGGAAAAUGAGGCCGAUGCCCCUACUGCAGCUGGCUCUGCUUCUCGGCCUGCCCAGGAGCUUAGGGGGGAAAGGGUGUGCUUCUCCGCCCUGUGAGUGCCACCAGGAGGACAACUUCAGAGUCACCUGCAAGGAUAUCCAUCGCAUCCCAGUCCUACCGCCCGGGACACAGACUCUGAAGUUUACAGAGACUCAUCUGAAAACCAUUCCCAGUCAUGCAUUUUCAAAUCUGCCUAAUAUUUCCAGGAUCUACUUAUCCAUAGAUACAACUCUGCAGAGGCUGGAAUCACAUUCAUUCUACAAUUUGAGUAAAUUGACGCACAUAGAGAUUCGGAAUACAAGAAGCUUAACGUACAUAGACCCUGGUGCCCUAAAAGAGCUGCCUCUUCUGAAGUUCCUUGGCAUUUUCAACACUGGACUUAAAAUAUUCCCUGACCUGACCAAAGUUUAUUCCAUGGAUGUAUUCUUUAUACUGGAAAUUACAGACAACCCCUACAUGACUUCCAUCCCUGCCAAUGCUUUCCAGGGACUGUGCAAUGAAACCUUGACGCUGAAACUAUACAACAAUGGCUUUACUUCAAUCCAAGGACAUGCUUUCAAUGGGUCAAAGCUGGAUGCUGUUUACCUGAACAAAAAUAAAUAUCUGUCAGUUAUUGACAAAGAUGCAUUUGGAGGAGCAUACAGUGGACCAACCCUGCUGGACGUCUCUUAUACCAGUGUUACUGCCCUGCCUUCCAAAGGCCUGGAGCACCUCAAGGAACUGAUAGCAAGAAACACUUGGACUCUAAAGAAACUUCCAAUUUCCUUGAGUUUCCUCCACCUCACACGGGCUGACCUUUCUUAUCCAAGCCACUGCUGUGCUUUUAAUAAUCAGAAGAAAAUCAGAGGAAUCCUUGACUCCUUAAUGUGUAAUGAGAGCAGUAUUCAGAGCCUGCGUCAGAGAAGAUCUGUUAAUGCUUUGAAUGGCCCCUUUUAUCAGGAAUAUGAAGAAGAUCCAGGUGACCACAGUGCUGGCUACAGGGAAAACAAGUUCCAGAAUUCCCACUCUCAUUAUUAUGUCUUCUUUGAAGAGCAAGAAGAUGAGAUCAUUGGGUUUGGCCAGAAGCUCAAAAACCCACAGGAAGAGACCCUACAGGCCUUUGAUAACCAUUAUGACUACAUAGUGUGUGGGGGCAAUGAAUACAUGGUGUGUACCCCCAAGUCAGAUGAGUUCAACCCCUGUGAAGACAUAAUGGGCUACAAAUUCCUGAGAAUCGUGGUGUGGUUUGUUAGUCUGCUGGCUCUCUUGGGCAAUGUCUUCGUCCUGGUCAUCCUCCUCACCAGCCACUACAAACUGACCGUCCCGCGCUUUCUCAUGUGCAACUUGGCCUUUGCAGAUUUCUGCAUGGGGAUGUAUCUACUCCUCAUUGCCUCCGUAGACCUCUACACUCAAUCUGAGUACUACAACCACGCCAUCGACUGGCAGACAGGCCCCGGCUGCAACACGGCUGGUUUCUUCACCGUCUUUGCUAGUGAGUUGUCAGUGUAUACACUGACAGUCAUCACCCUGGAGCGCUGGUAUGCCAUCACCUUCGCCAUGCGCCUGGACCGGAAAAUCCGCCUCAGGCAUGCAUAUGCCAUCAUGGUUGGGGGCUGGGUUUGCUGCUUCCUGCUGGCCCUGCUCCCUUUGGUGGGAAUAAGCAGCUAUGCCAAAGUCAGCAUCUGCCUGCCCAUGGACACCGAGACCCCUCUUGCCCUGGCAUACAUUAUCCUUGUCCUGCUGCUCAACAUAGUUGCCUUUAUCAUCGUUUGCUUCUGUUACGUGAAGAUCUACAUCACAGUCCGAAAUCCCCAGUACAACCCAGGGGACAAAGACACCAAAAUUGCCAAAAGGAUGGCUGUCUUGAUCUUCACUGACUUUAUGUGCAUGGCCCCCAUCUCAUUUUAUGCUCUGUCAGCUCUUAUGAACAAGCCUCUUAUCACGGUUACCAACUCCAAAAUCUUACUGGUUCUCUUUUAUCCACUUAACUCCUGUGCCAAUCCAUUCCUCUACGCUAUUUUCACCAAGACCUUCCAGCGGGACGUAUUUAUCCUACUCAGUAAGUUUGGCAUCUGUAAACGCCAGGCUCAGGCAUACCGGGGCCAGAGGGUUUCUCCAAAGAACAGGACUGAUAUUCAGGUCCAAAAGGGCACCCAAGACACGAGGCAAAGUCUCCCCAACAUACAGGAGGACUAUGAACUGCUUGAAAAGUCUCAUCUCACCCCAAAUAAGCAGGGCCAAAUCUCAAAAGAAUAUAAGCAAACAGUUUUGUAAGCUGACCCUAUACUACUCACAGUGUUAAGGGGACUUAUAAAACGGCUGGUUUCUUGAACAUGAAUUCUUGACACACACAAGCCAGCUUACCUAGCUAUUGUGCAGGUGACAUUUCAUGGGGCAAGAGUUCAUCUCCUGAGAGGAGCUAGCAUUAAACUAAUCAUCCCUCCCCCACCCC
This is a messenger RNA of Myotis daubentonii (Daubenton's bat), 2691 nucleotides long. RefSeq names its product thyroid stimulating hormone receptor (gene TSHR). Gene Ontology annotation, molecular function: thyroid-stimulating hormone receptor activity; G protein-coupled peptide receptor activity. Gene Ontology annotation, biological process: hormone-mediated signaling pathway; activation of adenylate cyclase activity; adenylate cyclase-activating G protein-coupled receptor signaling pathway. Gene Ontology annotation, cellular component: plasma membrane. The record is from RefSeq and is a predicted model, not a curated record. Lineage: Eukaryota; Metazoa; Chordata; Mammalia; Chiroptera; Vespertilionidae.